UUAAAUAUUUCACUCAAAAGUUUGACAUGAAAAAACCUACCCAGAAGCUUGCCUUGUUCCAGUAUAAAGUACCAGGGUUGAAGAACCCCCUGCAAUAUCAGUUUUAUUUUGGAGAGUCCUUUAAAUAUCAGAACCAGCUUGUAGAAUUGAUCAGAAAGCAUGGUGGUGCAGUCCUUACUGAUGAUUUAUUCGUGAACUGUCUGACGAUCCAGAUUACAUGUCAAGAUAGAAGAAGAGAAGAACUCAACUACCGCCAAGAACCUCUUUUUGAUGAAGAAUUUAAGAAACUUUUCAGUCUAAAGGACAAGGAGGAAGACAUUCAAUCAGAUAUUUGGCUCAUUAACCAAGCUAAGCACUCUGAUUCUUAUUAUGAACAGAAAUUCUAUAACGGUCCGCUUUACUCCAUCAAUUGGAUUUAAAGAGUCACUUUUGAGAGGGAAGAUACAGAACCAAGAGAAAUAUUUUGUCAAGCAGGUUUAUCAGUCUCUAAGAACAAAAAUCGAAGAAGAGAAUCUGACUAUUAAGAAUUUAGCUUCCUACUCUCCAAAUCAAGUGCUGUUUAUCUUCCAGUAUGUAUAUUGGAGAUCUAUGAAGUCUUUUGAUUUAGAACAGGACAGAGGAGUCUUGGAGAGUCAACAAAAGCCAUCCAUACUUCUUGCUACACUAUAUUCAGCACUUGGUAAUAAGAGUCUGAAAUCCAUCUAUUAUUUUCUGUUUAACAACAAGAUUGGGAAAAUUCCUUUUGAAGAAGCCCUGACAAGUUAUAUGAAAAGGCGAAAUUGGACUUAUUUAAAGCAGGAUGAAUUUACCCAUAACAUUACUGUUUGAAAAACAAGAGAAAUGUUACUGAAGGAAAAUCCAAAGACUCAACUACAAAAAUUUAAGACUAGCCUCAAGAAGAGAGGAAAGAGGAAGGAAAAAGACAUGCUCCCUUACAUCUCCUCUCCCAACCCCUCAUCCAAAAAGCCCAAACUCUGCUCUCUCCUCACUCCCUCUUCCACUUAAAAAUCUCUUCCAAAAACCCUGAUUUUCCAAAUCUCUACUGAAAUUU
Messenger RNA from Moneuplotes crassus, 1051 nucleotides. The record is from the annotation of a GenBank genome assembly. NCBI's taxonomy places the organism in Eukaryota, Ciliophora, Spirotrichea, Euplotida, Euplotidae.